AUGAAGGUUCUUGGUGAACCAUUCCUUGCAAUGAGGUUGAAACGUUCACUAAGCGACUAUCUGAUUGGGAAGGGUUAUGUCAAUGUUGAACUAUGCCCGCAACCGGACGGCCAGAUGUCGAGCGACAAGACGAUCGGCCGUGGCGACGACGCCUUCAACACCUUCGUCUUCGAGACCGGUGCCGGCAAACACAUCCCACGAGCCAUCUUCAUCCACCUCGAGCCUACCGUCAUCGACGAGGUCCUCACCGGAACCUACCGCCAGCUCUUCCAUCCCGAGCAGCUCAUCUCCGGCAAGGAGGACGCCGCCAAUAACUUCUCCCGUGGUCACUACACCAUCGGCAAAGAGAUCGUCGAUCUCUGCCUGGAUCUGAUCCGGAAGCUCGCUGAUAACUGCACCGGGCUCCAGGGAUUCCUUGUCUUCAAUGCCGUCGGUGGCGGUACCGGGUUAGGUCUCGGGUUGCUUCUGCUGGAGAGGCCUUCUGUGGACUAUGGGAAAAAGUCCAAGCUCGGAUUCACUGUGUAUCCUUCUCCUCAGGUUUCUACGUCUGUUGUCGAGCCCUAUAACAGUGUGCUCUCCACUCAUUCUCUGCUUGAGCACACCAAUGUGUCUGUGUUGCUCGAUAAUGAGUUAUUAUAG
Molecule: messenger RNA, 639 nt
Organism: Rosa rugosa (rugosa rose)
Lineage: Eukaryota; Viridiplantae; Streptophyta; Magnoliopsida; Rosales; Rosaceae
Product: tubulin alpha-2 chain-like
Exons: 2
Coding region: 1-639 (212 amino acids)
Biological process (GO): microtubule cytoskeleton organization; mitotic cell cycle
Cellular component (GO): microtubule; cytoplasm
Molecular function (GO): GTP binding; structural constituent of cytoskeleton
Source: RefSeq, a predicted model, not a curated record